This is a messenger RNA of Symbiodinium sp. CCMP2456, 210 nucleotides long. The record is from the annotation of a GenBank genome assembly. NCBI's taxonomy places the organism in Eukaryota, Dinophyceae, Suessiales, Symbiodiniaceae.
GGCUUGAACGAGACCGAAGUUCCCAUCAACAUCUCCAUCGUCACGGAGGCCAUCAAUGUCCCUGAAGAUCUUCUGGAAGAUGACAACGAGUCCACCGAGCUGGAUGGCAACCUGUCAGAUGCGAACCUCGCCUCAGUUAGUGUGCGAACCCACAGAGGCACAGAGGUGGUCCAGCCGGGAAGCCGGGCUGUGACGUUCAGCUUGUCGUGA